This is a messenger RNA of Theobroma umbraticum, 954 nucleotides long. RefSeq names its product Zim17-type zinc finger protein. Gene Ontology annotation, cellular component: mitochondrion. Gene Ontology annotation, biological process: protein stabilization; protein import into mitochondrial matrix; protein folding. Lineage: Eukaryota; Viridiplantae; Streptophyta; Magnoliopsida; Malvales; Malvaceae. The record is from RefSeq and is a predicted model, not a curated record. Gene Ontology annotation, molecular function: zinc ion binding; protein-folding chaperone binding.
AAAGGAAACUGGCCCUGAGUUUGUGUUGGACAUCCAACAGAGUCGUGGAAACGCCAUCGAAAUCUGUCUCAUUGCGUCGCCUAUGGAAACGCUCGGCUCUCCUGCUGCUGCCAUGGUCUCCUCAUCUCCGUCUUCUCUCUCUAUCUUCUCUCCUAAGCGAAAAGAUUCUCCAGCAAGAAUCAUCCGCUUUCCCACCUCCUCCAAAAAGGACGGUAACGAUUCCGAUCUCCAAUCAGAUGCUAACAACACAAGCAUCGUCCCUCUUUUCGGCAAUCGAACCUUCUCUAAGGAUGAAGCGAUGGGGUUGGUUCUGAGCGCGGCGUCUGUAAGAGGGUGGACUACAGGAUCGGGCAUGGAGGGUCCAUCUGUACCCGCCAGAACCGACGACCAAUCCAAUACGGAGAAAGUCUCCACCUUCCCAUGGUCUCUCUUCACCAAGUCGCCACGUAGACGGAUGCGCGUGGCCUUCACUUGCAAUGUUUGCGGUCAACGAACGACUCGUGCCAUCAACCCCCACGCAUACACCGAUGGCACCGUCUUCGUUCAGUGUUGUGGAUGCAAUGUCUUUCACAAGCUGGUGGAUAAUUUGAAUCUGUUUCACGAGAUGAAAUGCUAUGUGAGUCCUAGCUUCAACUACAAAGGGGAUCGCCAAUGGGAUGUCGGAUUCAAGUUAUUUGGGGAAGAAGAAGAUGAUGAUAGCGGCAAUGUGUUUCCUAUAUGAUGUGAAGUGAUGGGUUAAUGGCUCAUACGGUGUACAUUUCUUUGCUCAUACUGGGAAACUGAUUUCAAUCGUGUUUGUAUAUAGCUUCACGUGUCUUAUUGUAAUUAAUAAGUUAUAGGGUUCUUUUCAGCUAAACAUGGGAUUUCCCCCAUUGAUUGCUGGCUAUUUAUAAUGAAAAACAUAGAAACAAUGCUUAGUCAGUAUAAUAAAAGUAUGAUUGGACAUUCUGCUCA